Messenger RNA from Xiphias gladius (swordfish), 1736 nucleotides. RefSeq names its product ferredoxin 2 (gene fdx2). Gene Ontology annotation, biological process: P450-containing electron transport chain; positive regulation of oxidoreductase activity. The coding region runs from base 22 to 612 and encodes 196 amino acids. Gene Ontology annotation, cellular component: mitochondrion. The record is from RefSeq and is a predicted model, not a curated record. Gene Ontology annotation, molecular function: 2 iron, 2 sulfur cluster binding. Lineage: Eukaryota; Metazoa; Chordata; Actinopteri; Istiophoriformes; Xiphiidae. The transcript has 5 exons.
CAAUGUGACCAAAACAGAAUCAUGGCGGCCGCAACGGCAGUCCGGUCGAGCGUGGGGCUGACUUUGAGACUUUCUCGAGUUAUACCGGACUGUACCACAUGUCCCCUGUACAGGCUAAAGAGCUGUGUGAACAGUGUGGCUAAUCUAAACAGGAGUGGUUCCUUUGAUAGCUUCCGGACGAUAAAUCGACAUCUGCAGACGAGUAUAGGUCUUUACCACAGUGAGGAGGGGAGCUCCAAUGCAGAGGACCCAGAGGAUGUGGUAAAUGUGGUGUAUAUAGAUCGAUCUGGCCAGAGGAUCCCAGUUAAGGCCAAAGUGGGAGAUAAUGUUCUGUAUCUGGCUCACAAGCAUGGGAUUGACCUGGAAGGAGCCUGUGAGGCAUCGUUGGCCUGCUCAACAUGUCAAGUCUAUGUGAGCGAAGCCCAUUUCGACAAACUGCCAGAACCUCUUGAGCGGGAGGAUGACAUGCUGGACAUGGCACCCAUGCUUCAAGAGAACUCCCGGCUUGGAUGCCAGAUCAUUCUCACUGCUGAGCUGGAUGGCAUUGAGCUCACCUUGCCCAAAGUCACCAGAAACUUCUAUGUGGACGGCCAUGUUCCCAAACCUCACUGAGAAGAGGCACAAAUGAUAAAGAGAAAAAUGAGAAGGUGUUGCUGUGAGCUAGACACCAUGUGUGCUGGUUGAGUGAGGGGGUGACCAUGAAGAGAUGCAUGGCUAGGACAGUAAAGUCCGUAGCAACUCCCAAGAUGUCUUGCCAACUGACAAAUUCCAGAGUUAAUGAUGAGAUUACGCAUAGUCAGACACUGAGUCUCACUGAAGGUGAAAUUAAUGGUUACUACCAAAAAAAAAAAAACUGUGAUGGUUUAACUGAUACAGUAUUUAUUUAUGUGGCGCAUUCUCAUGCCCAAUUUAAGACACCAUUCAAUCUCACAAACUGUUCUUUGUUAAAACAUCAGAGGAUUUAAGAGACAUUUGAUGAAUUUGUCAUACUUUGCUAAGAAUUUUUUAACCAAGUCCAUCUUUGUGCCCUUGAAUGGAACAUUCCUUGUUACAGCUCAUAUACGCACAAGUAUCACAUGAAGAUGUUCUUACUCAUUUUGACCAGUCCAUCAUUUUCACCCAGAUUCACUUGUCAGAUAUUGUAUGCAUUACAUUUAUUUUCAUUUUUAUGUACCAAGUUCAUUCGUAGGCGUUUCGAUGACUAAUCAAUAUGUUCUCAGUGACUUUAUUUAGCCUAUGUCAUAAACCUCAAAAGAGUUUUCUUCUGCUUCGUACUGCAGCCAGAUACAGAAGAAGAAGCCAUAUGUUAUAACGAAGUGUGUCUGAAAGAAAACGAGUUGCCUGGAACUUUGCAGGUUGGGCUCUCAACAAGUCAGAGUACAGACUGUUAAAACUUGAAUUUUAUUCACUACAAACCCUUCAAAACCUAUUCAGUUGAGUUGUUUCAAAUAUCAAAUGAAAAUGCAUUCUAAAGCACUUCCUGUCUGAUGCCAGCAGUAAUGGCUUGAGUAGUUGAUCUGGUUCAGGUGUGCUUGGAUCCAGAGCAGGAUGGGGGUGGAGACAAGUCUGUUAUGAAGCUGGUUGGCUUUAGUUACCAUGGAAUAAGUUUACCACAUCUACCCUUGUUAGGUCUACUGUACUGGUCCAAUUUACGCACAAAUAUAAGUGAAUUGUGUAUACCAUGUCUUAGAAAUUAAAAUUAUUCAAAGCUGUGCAAUAAAAUCAGUUUUAAAAAG